Cannabis sativa is the source of this 1725-nucleotide messenger RNA. RefSeq lists its product as uncharacterized. The transcript has a single exon. The record is from RefSeq and is a predicted model, not a curated record. Lineage: Eukaryota; Viridiplantae; Streptophyta; Magnoliopsida; Rosales; Cannabaceae. Gene Ontology annotation, biological process: shoot system development; root development. Bases 516 to 1442 code for a protein of 308 amino acids.
UCACACAACUGCCAUAACAAAGCCAGCCGAAUAUAUAGAAGCUGAGAUCACACGUGCUCUUAAAUAGUAAGAGCAGAAAGUAUCUCCUUCAGAUGACACAGUACAGUUUAAAGACUUAAGGAAUUGAAAAACUUUCACUUAUAUAGGUUUUUACAUAGCAAUAAUGCUGUUACUAUACUGGUUCCCUUAAUGAUAAUAAUGCUUCAUAAACAUAUUUUGUGCAAACGUGUGCACGGGCAGGGCUCCAACAAUAAGAGCUGUAUUCACAUUAAAAUUUUCAAAAUAUAUCAUGGAGCAUAUAAUUAAUACACGAGAUAAACAUAUUAACUAAAACAGAUGGUCUAAGAUAUUAUAUAUGUUAAUAUAAGAAAUGAGUUGGAGAAAUGGGUGGGCAGGGAGCACGGCACAGACAUCGCUACACUGUAUAUGUCCAAAUCUGAAUAUCAUGUGUUGAUUUAGAAGAUGCUUCACGUCUUCCUCACCUAAUGAUUUUAAUAUAAAUACAUAUGAAGUAGAUGGCAGAGAAAGCAAGGAAAAAUUUGCAACAACUUAUCACAUUCAAAACUUCUAGCCAAAAAUCUCUUACUCAAGAAGAAAAAAUGGCUGCCUUAAAAUCCAACCUCCAUGUCCGCUCAAACAGCUUGCCAUCCAAAUCACACCCUGUUAUCGAAGAGUGCAGUGGCCAUUUGUUGAGAAUAGGAUGUUCUGAUGCAACUUCAUCAUCAUCUUCCAUUGCUCACCAGCUCAGUGUUCUUGAGGAUUUGCAUAUUUGUGUUGAGAAAUUGCUUCAGCUACCCCUAACACAACAAGCCUUUUCCACAGGCCACCAAGAGAAAUGGGUUGAUGAAUUAGUGGAUGGAUCCCUUAGACUCUUGGACUUGUGCAGUGCAGCCAAAGAUGCAGUCUUGCACACAAAGGAAUGCGCACGAGAUAUUCAAUCAACCAUGCGUAGAAAAGUUAGUCUUGAGAAUGAGAUUAAGAAAUACUCAGCCUCAAGGAAAGUAGUGAAAAAGGCAAUCCAAAAGGCCUUGAAAAGUUUGAAAGGUGUUGAAUCAAAAUACUUAGCCUCUACUUCCACCAAAGAUAGUGAAACUGCAGCUUUGGUUAAUGUUUUGAGAGAGGUGGAGGGUGUCACUCUUGCAGCAUUUGAGUCUUUGUUGUCCUUUAUUUCUGGACCGAAGACACAGUCUAAGCUUGGUGGCUGGUCUCUAGUUUCCAAGCUCGUGCAAAGCAAAAGAGUUGGCUGCGACGAAGAUGUUGUAAAUGAAUUCGCAAGGGUGGACGCUGUCCUUUUAACUCAGGAGACAAACAAAGCUGACCAAGCUAUGCUAGAGCUGAAAAAUCUCGAGAUGUGCGUUCAAGACUUUGAACAAAUGCUAGAAUCCUUGUUCAGACGUUUAAUCAAAACCAGAGUUUCCUUUCUCAACAUCCUCAACAACUAAUCUUAGAAGAUCAUAUGUAUAUUUGUCCACCAUGGACAUCCAAAAUUUUGAUAGCAUAGAUGAAAUAUGUUCACAUACACUUGUAAAUGCUAGGAUAUACAUGUAUAUUGGCAGUAAUUUCAAAAGAUUCAUUUUGUCCAUUUGAUGCUCUCUAUAUCUCUACUUUUUUUUGGUGAAGCAUUUAUUACACGAGUACUGAAAGUAGUAUUUCUACCAUGGCUACCGUAAAAAUAAAAUUAUCAAUCAAACCAAAAACAAAAACGAUAGGCUUACUUAUCAAAAU